Molecule: messenger RNA, 999 nt
Organism: Rotaria sp. Silwood1
Lineage: Eukaryota; Metazoa; Rotifera; Eurotatoria; Philodinida; Philodinidae
Source: the annotation of a GenBank genome assembly
AUGGCAACAACAAAUCUGCCAUACAUUCAACAACAAAUGAUUCGAUAUGGUAUGAGCAUUUAUUUCGGACUAGGUCUUGCAGGCAAUAUUUGCAAUUGUAUUAUGUUUACACGACCAUCAUAUCGUCGAACACCUAGUUCUAUCUAUCAUCUUUCUGAUUCAAUUCUUGCUCUUUUUCAUUUAAUUUGGUCGAUUAGUCCACAACUUUAUACACUUAAUUAUCCUGAUCUUCAAAAACAAUCGAUACUCUACUGUAAAAUGAGACUUUAUGGCAGUCAUGUUCUUGCUUUAUGCGUCCGUUAUAUUAUUCUGUGUGCUUGUCUAGAUCGAUUCUUUGCAACACGAGAUGAUGUUCGUCUUCGAUCUUUAAGCUCAUUUAAAAUGGCCACAAUACUUGUUUUCGGUACAUGCAUAGUAUGUACAUUAAUUGGCAUACAUAUACCUAUUUUAAUGGAAAUAAGAGGUACUACUUGUGGAAUGUUUGGUAUAUACAAAUUAAUAUAUGCAUUGUAUCAAAUCCUAUCAGUUUCUAUUCUACCACCAGCACUGAUGAUCGUCUUUAGUGCUCUGACUCUUUGUAGUCUUCAUCAACGGCAUGCAACUCAAGAGCGUGCUAAAAGAAGAGAUCGUUAUCUAUUGCGUAUGAUCAUUGCUGAAGUUUCGGUGACUAUAUUUACAUCAAUUCCUCAUUCGACUAACCUCAUCUAUGGAGCAGCAACAUAUUAUGAUGUUAAUAAAAGUGCUCAACGAGUUGAACUUGAAUCAUUUCUGACCUUUCUUACUCAAUUUUUGAUCUAUCUGCUUAGUGUGAUUCCUUUUUAUUUAUUCAUUUGCGUAUCAGAACCUUUUCGAAAUGAAUUCAUCAAUCUCAUGGUCAAGUGUUUGAAUAAUUGUAUGCCAAGACAAAAUCAAAUCAUGCCGAUGAACACACACACCAAUACAGCAACUGUUAAUGGCUCAAUAACUUUAGUACAACCAACAAAAAGACAAUUUAACUAA